GUCAUGGCGGCCGUGAUGGCGGCGUGGAGGCGGGCCCUGCCCGUCCCCCGGGCCCUUCCCCUGCUCCUGGCGCCGCGCCGGUCCGCCAAACGGGGGCUGAAGGCCGCCCUCCUCCUCAGGGCCCAGCGGGAACGCCGACGGGCGCUCAAGGACCCGCCGCCGACGCCCUCCCGCCGGUCACACAAGCCCAACUGGGAUUAUCAGGCCGAAAUACAAGCGUUCAGCCGCCGACUCCAUGAAAACUUUUCCUUGGAGCUUCUGAAGACGGCGUUCGUGAACAAAUGUUACAUUCGAAGCGAGGAGGCCAGGCGCCAAGACCUCGGGGUCGAGAAGCAAGCGGUGGCUCUGAAUCUGAAAGAUAAUGAAGAGCUCUCCGAGCAAGGGGCUGCCUUCUCCCACGCUUACCUCACUCGGCUCUUUGAAGAUACUUUCCCUAACAUGCCCCCGGAAGGCGUAGCGGCCCUCGCCGGUUUCCUCACCGGCCCCGAAGUGGUGUGUCACGUGGCCAGAAACUUGGCCGUGGAAGAAUUGGCGCUAAGCGCCGAAUUCCCGGUGCCGCAGGCCGUUCUCCGGCAGACUUUCUUUGCCGUACUGGGAGCGUUACUGCGGAGCAGUGGGCCUCAGAAGACAGCAGUUUUCAUCAGGGACUUCUUGAUCCCUCAGAUGACUGGGAAAGAGCUGUUUGAAAUGUGGGAGGUUGUGAAUCCCAUGGGACUCCUCGUGGACGAGCUGACGAAGAGGAACGUUCCCAUCCCCGAGCCCAGGCUUACCAGGCAGUCCGGAAGUAGCACGGUUUUAGCGGUGUACUUCGUUGGCUUGUACUGUGAUAAGAAGCUAAUAGCGGAAGGACCAGGAGAAACCGUACUGGUUGCAGAGGAGGAAGCUGCUCGUGUGGCCCUGAGGAAACUUUACGGCUUCACGGAAAAUAGGCGACCUUGGGAUUAUUCAAAACCUAAACAAGAUUCAAGAGCAGAAAAGGCCUUUCUGUCACUGCCUGCUAACUGAUCGAGCACAAGGGUAGCGCAGAGGCCGAAGAAUUUAAAAAGUAAACUCGGUUUAGGAAGAAUCCUGAUUUGGUAGAAGAGGCUGUAGUGUAAUUAGCUUCUGAUUUGAAGUGGAACUGUUUAAAAUGCUUAUUUGCCAAUGCUAUUAAUAAAAAAAAACCUUCCUAAAUGGUAA
Messenger RNA from Tachyglossus aculeatus (Australian echidna), 1179 nucleotides. It is a transcript of the gene MRPL44, whose product is annotated as mitochondrial ribosomal protein L44. Gene Ontology annotation, cellular component: nucleus. The record is from RefSeq and is a predicted model, not a curated record. Bases 4 to 1005 code for a protein of 333 amino acids. The transcript has 4 exons. Gene Ontology annotation, molecular function: double-stranded RNA binding; ribonuclease III activity. NCBI's taxonomy places the organism in Eukaryota, Metazoa, Chordata, Mammalia, Monotremata, Tachyglossidae. Gene Ontology annotation, biological process: primary miRNA processing; rRNA processing; regulation of gene expression.